Messenger RNA from Phragmites australis (common reed), 1587 nucleotides. RefSeq lists its product as uncharacterized. Gene Ontology annotation, biological process: tRNA modification. The coding region runs from base 81 to 1148 and encodes 355 amino acids. Lineage: Eukaryota; Viridiplantae; Streptophyta; Magnoliopsida; Poales; Poaceae. Gene Ontology annotation, molecular function: RNA binding. The transcript is spliced from 7 exons. The record is from RefSeq and is a predicted model, not a curated record.
UGGGGUGCGCCUCCUAGUAAGAACUCUCCCCGUCCUCCUAGUCAGAACUCUCCCAGAGUCCCAGUGCCCUCCGCUUACCCAUGGCGGCGCCGGAGCAGGAGCCCAAUCCCGAAGCCGUAGCCCCAUCGCCAUCCCGCGAGCCGCCUCUGGAUCUAGAAGCCGAUACCCCUGCCGCUGUCGGCGGCCAUGCGCUGCAGCCAUGGGAGCAGCACGCCGCCGUGAUCAACCUCCCGCGCUACGACUACCGCGCGUCCGGGUCCCUCCUCCUCCGCUCCUGCUCAGGCUUCCUCAUCACCUGCCCCAUCAAACGUGAGAAAAGUGCAACCAAGGAAGCCAUUUCCAUUCUUGAAGAGUACAUUGGUUGUGCACAUUUGUCAGAAAACUCGGAACCAUGUGAUGUGAAAAUUGCAGCAAAGAGAAGAAAAUUGUGCUCUGAAACAUCGGAAGAUUUAGAAGAAUCAGCAACAAAUGGGAAGAAUGAUGCUCCAGAAUCAACUGGCAGCAUAGGGGAUUCCAAUUCACCUCAGUCCAAGACAAAUGAAAAUGUUGACAAGACUUCAAAGCUCUCACUGGUUAAGCUAUCAAGAAGCGGUUUGCUUUUCUUUAAAUUCCCUAGUGGUGGCUUUCAUGUUGUUCAGAUGCUAAAAGAAGUGCUUCAUUCACUCAGAUCUGGGAAGCUUAAAUCUCCACAAUGGUGUCACCGCAUAUUUCCCAUUCAGGAAACUUGUGUUCUAUCAGAAACAGAACUACAUGCCACUGUGUCGAGGUUAUUCCUUGACUUCUUAAGAAGCAAGAAGGACCACGAUGAGCCUAUCAAGUUCGCAGUUGCGUAUAAUAGAAGAGGAAUUGAUGAGACAGAGAUGAAGCUGCCGAAGAAAAGUAAUGAAGGUUUGAAUCAACAAGCUUUGAUGGACAGGGAACAAUGUUUCAAGGUCGUUGCUGCUGCUGUCAAAUCAGUCGCUGAGAACUCAGUGGUGGAUCUUAGAUCUCCUGAGGUGGCAGUACUAGUAGAGAUGCUGCCCCUUUCUGGGGUACCCCUUGGAUCUUCGGUGGCUGGGGUGUCCGUUCUCCCAGCCGAACUCAUCUCGACUAAGCCUCGCCUUUGCGUCAGGUCUUUGGUGUCGGAUGCAAAAGCAGCAAAGAAGUGAACCCCCUGCGUUGUUGAUACCAACCAGAGUAACUGUGACGCAUACGGUCCAAUUUGUUCACCUGGCCAUUUGUAUCAGAGUAGCUUCAGCCUACGCCUUCUUUGAUCAAGAUGAGUUUCUUUUUUUUAGACCAAUGUCAAGACGAGUUUAACAAGCAUAGAAGACACUUGUAUGAUGUCUUACGCGUUGUAUCAUCCUUAGCCCCCACCAACACUUGUUUGUCUGCCUUUGGGGAGGUCAAUUUGUAGCAGCAGAGUUCAUCCAGUUCUUGGAGGCAUGCUUCUUGUCGUUUUUAUUAGCGUGCCGAAAUGUCAAAACUGAGUUCGCUGCACAUGAUGCUGUUCUACUGUUUUCUGAACUUUGUCAAUUGUGUCCACUUCAACCACAAAUCAUGAUGCAUGUUGCUGAAGAAGCAGCCUCUGCAAUGGCUUUUGUUCCA